AUGUACACUUCCCCCGCAACGAUCUUAGCCUACGUGGCAAUGCUUCCUCUACUUUCUGCGGCAAAAAUAAUCAUCGGACAUGUCGGCCGGGACAACAUUACAGUUGGGAGCGCAUCCAUGCUCUUGACGGACACGAAUCGCCGGGAUCCUUAUAUCGACGAUGGACGAAGCCGCUCCAUCAUGGUUUCAAGCUUUUAUCCUGUCCUGGAUUGUACGAACAAAACAACCAAACCUUAUAUGCCGCCUCAGACAGCUGCUUUCAUGGAUAAGAAAUUCUCAGUCUACGGCCUCCCCAACGGAACAUUCCCGUCUUUCGAAUUCGAAGCAUGCGAUAUGUCAACAGCCCAAGAUCCAUGUGCUACACCAGCUCUCCCACUCGUGCUCUUCUCUACUGCACUAGGUACCAGCAGGUAUCUGUAUAGCAUUAUGCUGCAGAGCAUCGCAUCUUCAGGAUAUCUAGUUGUUUCUAUCGACCACCCAUACGAUGCCGAUAUCGUCGAGUAUCCUAAUGGAACUAUCAUAACUGGUGUUGAUAUUCCUGACGACAAGGUCAAUCAGACAGUCGUCACCCGUGCAGAUGACAUAUCGUUUGUCCUCAACAGCCUACGCAAAAGCCAUGUUUCUAAGAAACUGUUCCCAGUCCAUACAAUACUUCAAAAAUUCCCUCAGAUGACUGUCCUGGGUCAUUCUCUCGGAGGCGCGGCUGCAGGAGCAGCGGUACUGCAAAUCCCUUCUGCGCGUGGCGGCAUCAAUCUUGAUGGAACCAUGUUUGGUCCAGUCCUCGAUAGGGGCCUUGAUAGGCCCUUCAUGCUAAUCGGUCAUGCCAACAAGACGCAAGAAACAGACCCCUCCUGGAAGACAAUGUGGCCAAAACUGCGAAGCUGGAAGAAGGAAAUUGAGGUCCGCCAAUCGGCGCACUAUUCAUUCUCUGACCUUCCGACACUUAUGACCGCGUUGGGACUUGGAAGCGCGCAGGUGCCGGCCAUAGGUGAUCUGCUAGGUACGAUUGAAGGGAAACGGAUGAUGCAGCUUACAGUUGCUCAUGUCGUUGCUUUUCUGGAUUUCACCCUCAAGUCUCGCGGACAGAGAGGAUUUGCCGAGGUGGCUAGGCGAUUCCCAGAGGCUGUAACUAUCACCUGA
This is a messenger RNA of Bipolaris zeicola 26-R-13, 1140 nucleotides long. RefSeq lists its product as uncharacterized. Lineage: Eukaryota; Fungi; Ascomycota; Dothideomycetes; Pleosporales; Pleosporaceae. The record is from RefSeq and is a predicted model, not a curated record. The coding region runs from base 1 to 1140 and encodes 379 amino acids. Gene Ontology annotation, molecular function: 1-alkyl-2-acetylglycerophosphocholine esterase activity. The transcript has a single exon.